Messenger RNA from Prosopis cineraria, 1293 nucleotides. RefSeq names its product receptor kinase-like protein Xa21. The coding region runs from base 1 to 1293 and encodes 430 amino acids. Lineage: Eukaryota; Viridiplantae; Streptophyta; Magnoliopsida; Fabales; Fabaceae. The record is from RefSeq and is a predicted model, not a curated record. Gene Ontology annotation, biological process: protein phosphorylation. The transcript is spliced from 3 exons. Gene Ontology annotation, molecular function: ATP binding; protein binding; protein kinase activity.
AUGGUCUACUUACUUAUUCAUCAGCUUUGUGAGAUCAAACCACUUGGCUAUUUACAUCUAAGCCAAAACAAAUUUUCUGAAGCAAUGCCACCUUGUUUAGGAAAUCUUUCCUCUUUAAGGGAACUUCACUUGGGCUCUAAUAAGUUGGCAUUAGAGAUACCAUCUUCCUUUUGGAAUGUGAAAGACAUAUUGCAUGUGAACUUGUCUUCCAAUCAUCUUGUUGGGGGUCUUUCAUCAAUGGUUGAGAAAUUAAAAGCUCUUAUCAUAUUAGAUUUGUCUAAAAAUCAUAUUUCAGGAAUCAUUCCAACAACUAUGGGUGGCUUGCAAAAUUUGCAGAUUCUCUCUUUAGCACACAAUGAAUUGCAAGGAUCUAUUCCUAGAUCAUUUGGGAAUUUGCUAAGCCUAGAAAAUUUAGAUCUUUCCCCAAAUAAUUUGUCUGGGGAGAUUUCUAAAAAUUUGGAGUUCCUUAGUGCUCUUAAGUAUGUCAAUCUCUCCAUUAACAAACUCCAAGGAGAGAUUCCAAGUGGAGGAGUCUUCAAAAAUUUGACUCCUAAAUCUUUGAUGAAAAAUCAAAUUCUUUGUGGCAUGCCGCAACUCCAAGUUAUAAGCUGUUGUUCCAAUGUUGAUUUCAAAUCUUUGGUAAUGAAGUUCAUGCCCAAUGGGAGCCUUGAAAAGUGGUUAUAUUCUCACAACUACUUUUUAGGUUUUCUUCAAAGGUUAAAUAUAAUGAUAAAUGUAGCAUCUGCUUUGGAGUAUCUCUAUCAUGGCAUGCUAGCACCAAUUGUUCACUAUGAUUUGAAGCCAAGCAACAUUUUAUUGGAUGAUAAAAUGAUUGCUCAUGUGAGUGACUUUGGAAUUUCCAAACUUUUAGAUAAAGGGGAAUCUAAGACAUACAUAGAGACAAUACCUACUAUUGGCUAUAUCGCACCAAAGUAUGGAUCUUCUGGAGUUGUUUCAACAAAAGUAGAUGCGUAUAGCUAUGGAAUUAUGCUAUUAGAAGUCUUUACAAGAAAAAGGCCCACAGAAGAUAUAUUUGUCUCAAGAUUAAGCUUGAAGAGCUGGGUAAGUGAGUCAAUGCCACAUGCAAUAAUUCAAGUCAUGGAUUCAAAUUUAUCGCAAGGAGAUGAGCAUCAUAUAAAUAAUACUUUGACAUCUGCAUCUUCUAUUCUUGAUUUGGCCUUGAAUUGUUGCAUCAAUCUUCCAAAAGCACAAAGCAAUAUGAUUGAUGUUGUAGUAUCAUUAAACAAGAUCAAGGCUAGUUUUAUGCAUAGGCAACAAGUCAUGUUUAAAUAA